This is a messenger RNA of Sparassis crispa, 5412 nucleotides long. Its product is annotated as L-2-aminoadipate reductase. The transcript is spliced from 23 exons. The record is from RefSeq and is a predicted model, not a curated record. Lineage: Eukaryota; Fungi; Basidiomycota; Agaricomycetes; Polyporales; Sparassidaceae. Gene Ontology annotation, molecular function: L-aminoadipate-semialdehyde dehydrogenase [NAD(P)+] activity; phosphopantetheine binding. Bases 1 to 5412 code for a protein of 1803 amino acids. Gene Ontology annotation, biological process: L-lysine biosynthetic process.
AUGGGGGACGAAUGUCUACGCCGAGUUGUUGCACGACUGCAAAACCUGCCAUCGAUCUCUCUUCCGACAGACUAUCCACGACCGACGGGAGGAAGCAGGUUAGUCGAAGCCGCAAUUACUGCUGAUUUAUCCGAACAGACAUGUCUCGGGUUGCUUAAGCUCGCGUUGUACAACGAGGAUGAGGAUGGUGACGGGGACGGGGACGACGAGAAAGGACACAAAACGCCGUCGGCAUUCCACCUGCUACUGGCAGCAUUUUCCGUCCUUCUACAUAGAUACACCGGCGACACAGAUCUUGUCAUCGGAUCAUCUGCCGCAUCAGCGCGUGACCCUCUAGUUCUCCGGCUAGAAGUCAACCCUUCCGACCCUUUCUGGCAAGUGGUCAGGAAGGUGCAGCAGGUGGAGAAGGACGCUGAAGUGGAUGCCUUGCCCUUCGAAUCCAUCGUGCGUGCACUAGGGAAGGGCAAGACGGAUUCUGUAGAAAGUUCACGCCCGCUGUUUCGGGUUCGAUUUUUUGACGAGACCGACACACCACAAGAAAACUUCCUUCGCACCACCAGCCUUACUUCCGAUCUGACCGUGUUCAUCACCCGCCAGCAUGAAAACAGCCGCACGUCGUUAACGCCUCACAUCUCUCUACGCAUCUUAUACAACUCUCUGCUCUUUACUCCUACGCGUAUCACGUACAUCGUGGAUCAGCUCUCUGUCCUAUUACGCAAGGUUGCUGCGAAUCCCUUGGCGCCAGUGGGCUCGGCACCGCUACUGACGUCCGCUCAGCGAGCCAAGUUGCCAAAUCCCAUUGCAGACCUGAACUGGUGUGGCUGGAAGGGUGCCAUCCCCGACGUGUUCUCUCGAAACGCGCGUCAAUGGCCCGACCGGCCGUGCGUCAUUCAGUGUCUGUAUCCAGCAUCCUCGAAUGAAUCGCAAGAAAAGCGGACAUAUACUUACAGCAUGGUUCUCCACGCGUCGAAUACCCUUGCGCACCAUCUGCUGGAAGGCGGGGUGCAGCGAGAGGACGUCGUGAUGGUCUAUGCGUACCGCAGCGUUGAGCUGGUUGUCGCGGUGAUGGCAGUGCUCAAGGCUGGCGCAACUUUCUCUGUGAUAGAUCCUGCGUAUCCAUCGUCAAGACAGAAGAUCUACCUGGAGGUUGCGCAGCCUCGUGCCUUGGUGGUUCUCAAGGGCGCCGGCACCAUUAGCCCCCCUGUUCGUGAAUUUAUAACCAACGAGCUCAAAAUCUGUGUCGAAGUACCUGCGCUGGAGUUGCUGACAGACGGCACGAUUACUGGAGGUUCGCGCUCUGACGGUGGGGAUGUGCUCAAGGGGCAAGCUCACUUGGCUGAGACAGACCCUGAUGUUCCUUUGGGACCUGAUAGCGUCGGCACGUUAUCAUUCACCAGCGGAAGUACGGGCAUACCAAAGGGUGUCAGAGGAAGGCAUUUCAGCCUGACGCAUUUCUUCCCGUGGAUGGGAGAGAGGUUCGAGCUGAACAAAGACUCAAAAUUCACAAUGCUGAGUGGUAUUGCUCACGAUCCAAUCCAACGUGAUAUGUUCACCCCGCUUUUUUUCGGUGCAAGCUUGUAUGUCCCUACCGCAGAGGACAUCGGCACACCAGGGCGACUUGCAGAGUGGAUGGCGGACAACGCAGUGACCGUCACUCACCUCACGCCUGCGAUGGGUCAGCUGCUGUCCGCCCAAGCUACCCAUCAGAUCCCGUCGCUCCGCAAUGCCUUUCUCGUGGGUGAUGUCCUCACAAAGCGUGAUUGUUUACGUCUACAGUCACUGGCUGCGAACGUUCGCAUCAUUAACAUGUACGGCACGACCGAGACCCAGCGCGCUGUGUCGUAUUUCCUCAUCCCCAGCGUUGCGGAGGACGCCACCUUCCUCACGACGCAGAAGGACAUCAUGCCUGCUGGCGAAGGUAUGAUCGAUGUCCAGCUGCUCGUCGUCAACCGCAACGACAAAAACAUUCCCUGCGCGGUUGGUGAGAUCGGCGAAAUUUACGUGCGCUCCGGCGGUCUGGCUGAAGGCUACUCCGACCCCAGUGCAACCGCGGAGAAGUUCGUCAAGAACUGGUUCUCGGAGAACGCGCCGCCAUGGAAGGACACAAUUCGCGAGCCCGCCAAUGGGCAGUCGGGGCCGGAAGCGCGGUUCUGGAAGGGCGUACGCGACAGGAUGUACCGUUCGGGCGACCUUGGGCGCUACUUACCCAACGGGAUCGUGGAGUGUACUGGCCGUGCAGACGACCAAGUGAAGAUCCGUGGAUUCCGCAUCGAGCUUGGCGAGAUCGACACACACCUCAGUCAGCACCCGCUCGUCCGAGAGAACGUCACGUUAGUGCGGAGAGACAAGGACGAAGAGAAAGUCCUCGUCAGCUACUUUGUGCCUGUAAGCGGCCCGCUGUUGGACGAUUUCGCCAGCGACAUACCAGAGGGUGAGGAUGAAAAGGGGUUGAUCACUGGUAUGCACAGAUACCGUCGGCUGAUCAAAAACAUCCGUGAAUACCUCAAAAAGAAGCUCCCGAGCUACAGUGUCCCUACAUUAUUCGUCCCGCUCAAGCGUAUGCCACUCAACCCCAACGGCAAAAUCGACAAGCCGGCGCUUCCCUUCCCCGACACAGCGCAGGCGGCUGCAACCGAAUCGCAGCGCGGGCCCACAGCUACACCGACCGAGGAAGCCGUACGUGCGAUCUGGACGCGCAUCCUGCCCAAUCCGCCGUCUCCAAUACCUCUAGAUGAGAAUUUCUUCGACGUCGGUGGGCACUCCAUCCUGGCUACUCGGUUAAUAUUCGAGAUACGCAAAGCCUUCUUGGUAGAUGCUCCUCUAGGUCUAGUUUUCGACAGGCCGACUAUCGGCGGGCUUGCUGCGGCAGUCGAUGACAUACGCAACGCUGACUUGGGCUUCACGACUGGCAAAACACCUGGGACGUUAACCCCAGCAACACAUGCUGCGGUCGGCACGGUCAAAACCAUCGCAUACGGGCAAGAUUACGACAACCUAUUGUCGAAGCUGCGGCCUUCUUAUUCACCGUUACCCGCAGAUUUUGGCGGCAAACGCCUGACAGUAUUCCUAACUGGUGCCACUGGCUUCCUGGGUGCCUUCAUCUUACGUGAUUUACUGCUGCGGGAAGAUCGGGUCAAGAAAGUUAUCUGUCUUGUUAGGGCACCCGACUUACAGAAGGCGCUGGACCGACUGCGCGAUGCAGCGGACGGACGAGGAGUCUGGGAUGAAGAGUGGCUGAAAACUUCAAGGGUUGAAGUUGUUAAAGGAGACCUCGACCAGGAGUUCUUUGGCAUCGAGAAGGCUACUUGGGAUCGUAUCGCCGACGAGGCUGACGCCGUAAUCCACAAUGGUGCACUGGUCCAUUGGGUCUAUCCGUACGAGAAGCUGCGGUAUGCCAACGUGCUCGGCACGCUCAUUGCCGUGGACCUUGCUGCCACUGGCAAGCCCAAGGCCUUCGUGUUUGUCUCGUCGACAUCUGAUAUCGACACUGAGUAUUAUGUUCAGUUAUCGGAAUCGUCUCAUGAUCAGAGCAGCCUUGGCGGGGUACCGGAAAGCGACGAUCUUGAAGGUGCCAGGACGUCCCUCAAGACUGGGUAUGGGCAGAGUAAAUGGGUGUCCGAAAAACUCCUUUUCGAAGCUGGUCGGAGGGGCCUGAGAGGUCACAUAGUGCGGCCUGGGUACGUUGUCGGUGAUUCCCGGACAGCAGUUACGAACACAGACGAUUUUAUCUGGCGUUUGGUGAAGGGCUGUAUCCAGCUUGGGUUGGUGCCUGAUAUCAACAACACCGUGAACAUGGUGCCUGUGGACCACGUAGCGCGUUGCACAGUGCUUGCAGUACUUGCUCCUCUGCCGGCACCUCGUGAUGCCCUCAGUGUGCUGCACAUUGCGGCACACCCGCAGCCCACCUUCAACGACAUGUUCUCCGCCCUGGCUCGCUACGGUUUCGCCACCAAGCGUUGUGAGUACCUGUUGUGGCGCAGCCAGCUCGAGAAGCAUGUCAUGGAGGUCCAGGACAACGCGCUGUUCCCCUUGCUGCAUUUUGUGCUGGACGACCUGCCAACAAGCACCAAGGCGCCAGAGCUCAAUGAUGAGAAUAUGCGUGCGCUUCUCGCGCCCCACAUGCAGCUGACGAAUCGCACGGUGGACAAGGAGCUGAUGGGAAAAUUUGCCAUGGCUUGCGAACGGCUCCGUGGCAAGAGCGGUCGGCCGCAGUGGACUGUAGAUGCCGAAAACUCGAUGCUGCUGAUCGUGCAUAUGACAGAAGAUAAAGGUGAUAGGGUGGACAUCGGCCUGCCUGACAGCGCUAAUCCUCAAUUCUACAUACCUAGAUUUCGUCUCGAUAUGAUGGUCGAUGUCGUUCCGACAAUUCGCUCAGUGUACGACUCAGACCCCGAUUGGCUAACCGACGCAUCAUCUUCGUACCUGCGAAUUGCCGCUAUAUCCAUCGCGGCCUACGAUUAUUUGCUGACCUUACCUGCGGAAUUGCGGUUUUACAAGGUUCAGCGUUCAUGGAUGCCAAGUCUGGGGUGCAUUCUCUUUAUUCUCAUCCGGUACGUUAGCAUGAUUACUGUAACAGUCAGCGCGAUUGGAUUUUUUGCUUCGUUUUCUCCCCAAUCCUGUCAACGAUGGUUUAUGGUUACACCUGUCUUCAAAGUUCUGCAGAUGGUGCUUUCCCAAAUUAUCAUGGGCAUAAGAACAGUGAAUAUCUCCAGAAGGAAACCUUGGGUUGUCUGGACCAUGCUUGUCGUUUUCCUCGUUGUUACAUGCUUGGAAUUCUUCACAAACCUUUAUGACCGGAAUUACGUUCAAGACAGACACAAUAACUGCACAGGGGGCGAUAAUUCAGCACAUUUAUCCGUUUGGCUAUUUUACGUCGUGGCCAUGUUCUACGACGUCGUUACGAUUGGUAUCUCAACGUACUUUCUGGUGAGCUUCAGUCCUUCAUCUGGUCGGUUGUCUCGUCUUGUACGAUUAAUGUUGUACGACGACAUAGGAUACCUUGUACUUCUGACUGCUGCGAAUGUACUAAACUUGGUCCUAUACCGGACAAGCGAUGGAACGACACAGUCCUCAGGAGCGUGCCUGAGUUUCGCCGUGGUAUGGAUAAUGAGCCAAAGGAUCCUGAUCCAUCUCCGCGAGCACACGCGCACGACGACACAGGUCAUCUCGCGCCCGCUCCAGUCUCCGCGCGAUAUCUCAGACGCGAUGCGCUCUCAAUUCGAGACCAAGGAUCAGCUCGACGAGGAGUUCGGCCUGCCGCACCCACGCGCAGCAUCGAGCGUGCAGCUGGACUCUGUGCGCGAGGGCUGCGAGCUCGACGUGCAGGUGCACGUGGAGGAGACCGUGACUGUCGAGUACGCCGAGGACACGUCUGAGCGCGAGUCGUACCGCACGCCGCGGCCGAUGCCAUAG